AAAAACACAAUAUUAAUUUUUGAUUAUGAAUAAUAUAGACACAACAAUUUUUUUCCGGGUUUUUUUGAAUAUCGGAUUCGUAGCCGUAGUGUAUAAUAGGACUCCUAAUCCUGUUCUCGUCCUAUUCGUUUUCCGUCCAUAACGGUUUGAUUAGAAUUCUUCCGGGUGAGUGACGACCAUUACCGAUGUCCUUCACGUCAACCUCCGAUCCUGUAGUUCUCAUCUUCUCAUCUUGUCCGUGUACUGCUAUUCCGUUUGUCCGUAAUCUGUUAUCAUAUCGAAUAGUGCAUUUGUAAUAGGUACCUAUAUACAUAAAGAUCUGCUAGUCGCUCGAAAGUAAAAAACAUACUUCGUAUUGAAUUGCUUGAAUUAAUUUAUGUAAAAAUUGUCAACUUCAUUACUAUUGUGUUUCAGUAACUCUGGGAAUGGACAUAAUCUUCUCGUCCAUUGAUCAAAAAUGUUUAAGUUUCAGAUAUGUUCAGGAUCCAACAAAACUGUUUGAGCAACAAUGUUGACGUUUAGUAGUCUCACAUUUUUCUACUUUUUGACUCAAUAAUAACUUUCUACCAAAGUGGCCAACAUGUCUGGAGAAAAUAUUGAUUAUGAUAAACUUGUUAAAGAUCAUCUGCGUUUACGACUAAUAGAAUCUGGUUGGAAUGAUCAACUAAAUGAAUUAAUUCAGAAUGCAGUCAUAAAACGAAUAGAAAAUGGCCAAUCGGCAAACAGUAUUAAGUUUGAACAGUUGUAUAAUGAUGUUGUUGAUUUUGCUCGUGAUGCAAUAACAGAGGAACUAGAAAAUGAAUUUCAUCAAAAAAUUGAUGAGUAUUUAUCACUAAAUUCUUGUAAAGAAUCUAAUUCAUCAAUUCCAUCACCUAAUUCUCUUUGUGGCUCUUCUGAUAUUCAUAUGGAAGUUUCUCCUAGUAUUUUGUCUAAUGUUACGUCUAAUAUUCCUUCCGAUUGUCCUUCGGAUAUAAUCACUAAUGAUGAUUCAUUUAUGGAUACUGAAUGUUCAUAUAACCAUUAACUAUAGUAAAAUAAAUUUUUGUUUGCAUUUUA
Messenger RNA from Sipha flava (yellow sugarcane aphid), 1056 nucleotides. RefSeq lists its product as uncharacterized. NCBI's taxonomy places the organism in Eukaryota, Metazoa, Arthropoda, Insecta, Hemiptera, Aphididae. Gene Ontology annotation, cellular component: nuclear pore; SAGA complex. The transcript has 3 exons. The record is from RefSeq and is a predicted model, not a curated record. Bases 581 to 1024 code for a protein of 147 amino acids. Gene Ontology annotation, molecular function: transcription coactivator activity. Gene Ontology annotation, biological process: positive regulation of DNA-templated transcription; mRNA export from nucleus.